UGUUUUAAUUUAUUUUUAAUAUUGUGAAUAUGGUGUUUAUUUUAUAUCUCAACUUUAGCAUGAGAGUGAUAAAGAGCGUCGAAAGGACGAUAAUGAAGUCUUUCCGCAUAGAGUUGAUGGUAAAGAUAAUGGUGAUAAAGAAAAGCAAGAAGUGUCUGAUAAAUCUGCGUUUGUUGAUAAUCAGAUAUCAAUGGAGGAUUCAGAUGUCGUUUUUACUGAUUCUGAAUUGGCUAGACUUGACGAGCAACUUGUUUCUAUAUAUAGUACUCGUGAGGCUGAUUUGUGAAUGUAGCUUCAUUUGAAGAUUAUCCGUGCCCUUGUAUGGAUAAUGAGUAUAGCUUGCUAGAUGCUUAUAAAGAUUGUGAAAUCUUCAAUUGGGUUGAACAAGGAUUUAAUAAGAAGCUUCGAAUUUUUACCGGUAGAUAUGGUGUAAUUGAUCCUCCUUUUAAGUUUGCUGGCGAACUUCAAGCGAAGAAGAAAUGGCUGCAUACAUUAAAUUUCGUGGGCUGUGAACUCUCUACAUCUCAUGUUGAUACUGUCUUCCACUAUUUGAGAAAGAAGAGUGUAUUGUUGAAUAUCCGGAAGCCAAAUUUUACAGCUGCAGACUCUAGUUUUGGUCAGGUUUUGGAGGCAGAAUAUCGAUCUUUUCUUGCUACCAGUUCGAAGUCUAUUGAAAUUAACGCCAGUAAUACGAUUCUUGAAUAUUACGUGGGUCAAGGGUGUGGAUACUCAAAGCCAUGGACUGAAAUCGAUGAUCUUCUCAUUCCUAUCAUUGUUACAGAUCCAAAUCAUUGGAUUCUCGCGCGUGUUAACUUUGAAGAUUGUAAGGUUUAUGUUUACAAUUCGAUGAAGAGUCCGACGAUGGAUGCCAUUGUUCACAAUUAUAUGCAAGCUUACAUCCAUUAUCUUCCCAAAUUUCUGAAGAACAUGGACUUUUAUUCAACGAGGACUAGUUCUAGUUCAUUUGCUCUUACUUCAAGUUUGGACAGCAGAUACGAGUCAUUUUCAUAUGAAAAUGUUCCCUAUAUGCCAGUUCAAAGUGACAGCGAUUGUGGUGCGUUUGUCUGUUUAUUUGCGGAGCAUUUCAUAAGUUCUAAGAGAAUUCCUUCUACAUUUUCAUUAAUGGAAAUGGAAACGUACCGUAAUAGGCUUGUUCAAAGCUUGAUUAAGUAUGGGAGGUGGAAGCAAAGUGUGAAUCUUGUAAGUGAUGGUGAAGAAGAAGUGGGACCUCGAAAAGAUUUGAAGGCAUAG
This is a messenger RNA of Mercurialis annua (annual mercury), 1251 nucleotides long. RefSeq lists its product as uncharacterized. The transcript has 6 exons. Gene Ontology annotation, molecular function: deSUMOylase activity. The record is from RefSeq and is a predicted model, not a curated record. Lineage: Eukaryota; Viridiplantae; Streptophyta; Magnoliopsida; Malpighiales; Euphorbiaceae. The coding region runs from base 322 to 1251 and encodes 309 amino acids. Gene Ontology annotation, biological process: protein desumoylation. Gene Ontology annotation, cellular component: nucleus.